AUGGUCAUGACCAUGGCGGCACCGCCCAUCGCUUCCGACGACUCCCCAUGCUGCCCCGGCUGCGGUUACGCCCUUCCCCUCGAUCACACACAGGUCCAGCUCCUCGAGGCUCAAGCCCGCAUCGUCGACCUCGAGAACCAGGUUCGCCUGCUCAACGAAAAAGCCUCGGCCGCCGUCGACCGGUGGGCAGACUACGAGGAUGAGCUCACGAGACUCCGCUCCCAACUGGCCUCGUCCCCGACACAAAAACAACUUCCCGCCACGCCCACGAAUACUCGCAUGUCCUUCCUCCAGAGCGGCACAAGUCGCCUCUCUGCUCUCCUCUCCCCGCGAAAAUCACAUCCCGACCUUGGCAGCAUCGAGACAAAUCCCUCUCGACCACCACCCAACCAGCGAUCCGCUAGCAGCGGGUCGCAACCCCAACUACAACCUCCACCUUCCCCAUCGGCUGAGGAUCUGCUAGAAGCGCUGAGCCGAGAGCAGAAUCUGCGCAAGGAGGCCGAGGGCAAGGUCGCCGCCACAAGUCAGGAGGUGGAGGAGCUGAGCGCUGCCCUAUUCGAGCAAGCCAACGAGAUGGUCGCCGAGGAGCGACGAGCACGUGCCAAGCUAGAGCAGCGGGUAGACGAGCUGGAGAGACGAGACAUGGAGAAGCGGAGGAGGUUGGACAAGCUGGAGGGGGCCAUGAAUAGGAUUGAGAGGGUGAGGCUGCUGCUCGCCGAGGCUGAGCAGGAUGUUGAGUCGAGCAAGCAGACGGUCAAGGAGAUUGAGGACCUUGAGAGGCAGCAGGAGGAGGAGAAUAGGAGAAUUCUCCAGCGGAGGACAGCUGCCUCGGUACCUGAAAGCGUCAAAGAGAACGGAGACGCAGAUUCUAUCCACACACAAGAAACACAACGAUGA
This is a messenger RNA of Fusarium vanettenii 77-13-4, 897 nucleotides long. RefSeq lists its product as uncharacterized. Gene Ontology annotation, molecular function: guanyl-nucleotide exchange factor activity. Bases 1 to 897 code for a protein of 298 amino acids. Gene Ontology annotation, biological process: exocytosis. Gene Ontology annotation, cellular component: Golgi to plasma membrane transport vesicle; cell tip. The transcript has a single exon. NCBI's taxonomy places the organism in Eukaryota, Fungi, Ascomycota, Sordariomycetes, Hypocreales, Nectriaceae. The record is from RefSeq and is a predicted model, not a curated record.